AUGCGGCGACUACUGGACCAGAACGAUGAAGCAGACUCCAACGUCCCUCUGGCCAAACGCAACCGUGACCCCUCCCGUCCAUACAACCAAUUCAUGUAUCAACUCGAGACGCAGCGCAGGCGCUACGACGACCUCGACUCACCAGACAGGCCUGAAUCCACCGCACCCGGCGUAAACACCAGAGCGUACAAGCAAGUACGCAACCAGUGGGAAGAGAGCGAACAGUGGAACCCCAAAUGGGGGGUCCUGCCCGGGCCAAGCUGGAACCAUGAGAUUCCCUUCGACGAGUGGCUGUCGGACAAGUUCAAAGAACAGGACGAGAAGGACCGGAUAAAUCGGGAAUAUGCCUUGAAACAGUCGGCCAGCCUGCGGACUUUUCAGCAGCGGGAGCUCGAUGCCCACAAGGACGGGUUCCGGCAGAACCCUCAGGAAAGUGCAGGGGGCGCUGCCGAUGCCCCCAGCCGCCUCGCCGGCGUAUAUCCGGAUCCCCUCCCGCUGCCUGAGAGCGCUGGGUACAAGGCGACAGUCCCCAUCCCCGCGGGAUCCAAAUACAGGGGUUGGGGCAUCUUUGGCGGUAAACCCACCGUCGACGGUGACCAGGAUUCAGGUACCUCGAGCGCAUCGUCCCCAAGCAGCAAUUCGGGAAGCGCCGUCUCGGCCGGAUCCGAGUAUGCGGACACGUCCCCUAGCACUGACUGCAAGGUGGACAACACCGGCCCGGAGCCGCUGGAGCGGACUGUGCCAGCGAAGCGAGGCCAUCCGGAUGGUAGUGAGUCUGGAUCUCCGCCGGUCAGAAGGAGCGCGCGGUUACGGAACCAGAAUCGCCAAUUGAACAGCAAGAACGCUUGA
Messenger RNA from Aspergillus mulundensis, 849 nucleotides. RefSeq lists its product as uncharacterized. The coding region runs from base 1 to 849 and encodes 282 amino acids. The transcript has a single exon. The record is from RefSeq and is a predicted model, not a curated record. Lineage: Eukaryota; Fungi; Ascomycota; Eurotiomycetes; Eurotiales; Aspergillaceae.